Eurypyga helias (sunbittern) is the source of this 768-nucleotide messenger RNA. RefSeq names its product coiled-coil domain containing 152 (gene CCDC152). Bases 1 to 768 code for a protein of 255 amino acids. The transcript is spliced from 8 exons. The record is from RefSeq and is a predicted model, not a curated record. NCBI's taxonomy places the organism in Eukaryota, Metazoa, Chordata, Aves, Eurypygiformes, Eurypygidae.
AUGAGUCACAACCAUGACGAAGCUAUGAAGAAAAUCAGUGUUGUGAACCUCAAUAAACUUUUAGAUAACUUCUCAGAGAUAGAGAAGAAGAUAUCAGAAAUUAAUGAAGCAAAUAACCUACUGGUUCUUCAACUGGAAAAAUGUAACAGGUUGUUAACAUUAAGUCAAUCAAAGGAGGAAUCAGUAAAAGAAGAAUGUUCUGCUCUACAGAAUGUGAUAAAGGGUCUAACACAAACCAUUGAAAACCAGUGUAACGUGAAAGAUGAAAACGAUAGACUGAAGAGUACCAUUCACAUCUUGGAAGAGAAAUUAAAGGCUUGUGAACAGGAAUGUAAAGAUCAGAUUGAGAAACUUAUGAUAGAAAUUAAAAACAAAGAGGAAGACCACAAAUUAGAAAUAGCACAGUUGAACUGUGAUACAAGGAAAAAAAUUGAAAUAAAGGAAGAGGAGUAUAGAGAACAAAGAGAGAAAAAAGAACUGGAAAUAUUAGAGCUCUCUAGACAACUGAAAAUUUUAAAUGAAGAGAAGCAGAAUGAAAUAAUUAAGCUGCAGAUAGAGUUCAAUGCUAAAUUAGCAAGAGUUCAGAAUAAAACAACAAAAUCAUUGCCGGAUGCUUCUGUCUUGCCACAAAGUAUCUACCGAAGGAAGCUGCAGCAUCUCCAGGAGGAGAAAAACAAGGAAAUUGAAAUUCUCCGAAACACCAUAAGAGACUUAGAGCAACGUCUUAAUAAAGGCCAGGACUUGCACUUAAAACGGAGGCGAUUUUGA